CUCUCUUUUGCAUCAGAACACAACGGAUAAAUGCAUUUUUAUGGCGUUUACUUUAUGGCCUUUUUAUAACACGAUGGGUAUUACUGGCCUAACAAUGUGUCAGAGUGGACGAAUGAGUCGGGAGACCGCAGCCGGAACCUGGGCCGGUGAGGGCGGCGGGUUUCUGGGUUACUACAGAAAACACGCAGCGCAUUUCACUCAAUGACAGCAAAGCGAAAGUAAAUUGCCCAAGUAGCAGCAGGACAUGGAGCAGUGAGGAUGAUCUUUGCCGGACUGAUGCCGAGUGCGAAAAGUGUACUGCUUUGCCGGCCUUGGAUUAUUUAUGCAUUGAGUCUCCGAAAAGCCGCCUGAUGGAUCUGGGUUCCCGUUUUGCUUUUUUCUCUGUGUGCCUAAUUGUAACCUGUGUCCUGCGGUCCACGCGCUGCUCCAACGACAAAGUCAUUUGUCCGUGUCCACGAAUUCCCCCAAGACCUCUAACUCUCAAUCCACCAGAGAAAUGCUACGAAAUUAACCAGACUUUUCGCUACGAGUGCCAAGAAGGUCUUUUGAGGAAGGUGGGAACUUCCAAUUUCAUCAGAUGCAAGCAGAUUGGCAUUGGUCGUGGUCAGUGGGAGCCUAGUGAACCCACCCUCGAGUGCAUACCUGACCCAAAGCUAACCCAACCACCAAAGAGCCCGGUAACAACGCUCUCAGCUCAUUGUUCAGCUGAACCAAACAGAACCACAACACAACAAACAGAGAGCACGGUAACAAAGGGUCAUGAUGACAUUCCUCACACCUUCACCAUUGCCAACACAAUCACCGCUUCCUCCGGCCCACAGACGACCCAGAAAUUACGCCCCUCAGCUUCAGUUCCUGCAGAGUCAGACUGGCCAGAGCCGACCCCAUCUAUUCAGCAGGCCCUGUCAGGCCCCUCCCAGGCAGGAACAGAACGUGACGUGACGGAGACGCCAACAACCCCAUUCAUCGCCGCACCUUUGAACGGCACGGCACACCCCCCUGAGGCGUUCCCCCACGCCGCCCGCAAGUAUUUCUCUCUCUCAUCAGCAGCCGUCAUCAGCUGUGGCACAUUGGUGAUCGCCUGCACUUUGGUGGGGAUUGGCUUCUUUUGUUAUAGAAGAAGGCGGCCCAAAAGCCACAGCCCACCCCCAGAAGAGCAGAUACCCAUGAAAGAGGAUCCGUCUGAGCAAUGAAGAGGUGUCGCAGAGCUGGACCUGCCGCUUUCACAGAGAACCCGCCUGGUAAUCUGUGUUUCUAUUGUCAUCAAAUCCAAUGAGAAUGCUCAGCCCAACAAUAAAGUGAUCCCUCCAACAACUAUGUCUGUUUAGACUAAGCCUUUAGAGCGAUUGGAAAAGGCAUCUCCUCUACCCUGGGAUCUCACCAAGGUAUCAGGAGACAGACAAACUGAUAGUUUUGCUACUUUAAUUGGAAUGAUGACUAUAGAGAUCGUGCUCCACCCGUACCCCAUAACAACAUACAGCAAACUCUGGGAGAAUACACUGGUGAAUUAAAAAGCUUAUUUUUGAAGUUGUUAGUUUAGCGGUGUACAAACUAGCGGUUGCUACUGAGCCAGCGACUUUUGCUUCUAUGUUUGUCAGCGCUUGUGUGUGUCAAACUCUUCCAGAAAGGUCCGAUCGCCAACAUUAUAAAAACAAAUAAUGUGGUCAUCUAUUGAAGGAACGAAGGGUGUCAAUCUAAUGUUGUUGAGAACUUUUCAGUUGAAACGUAAAUAUGAUUGUAAUAAACACAUGGUUAUAUUGAGCAAA
Pungitius pungitius (ninespine stickleback) is the source of this 1766-nucleotide messenger RNA. It is a transcript of the gene il15ra, whose product is annotated as interleukin 15 receptor subunit alpha. The record is from RefSeq and is a predicted model, not a curated record. Bases 351 to 1193 code for a protein of 280 amino acids. Lineage: Eukaryota; Metazoa; Chordata; Actinopteri; Perciformes; Gasterosteidae. Gene Ontology annotation, molecular function: interleukin-15 receptor activity. Gene Ontology annotation, biological process: interleukin-15-mediated signaling pathway. The transcript is spliced from 9 exons.